Messenger RNA from Fulvia fulva, 1065 nucleotides. Its product is annotated as NADP-dependent oxidoreductase lnbE. Gene Ontology annotation, molecular function: FMN binding; NADPH dehydrogenase activity. Lineage: Eukaryota; Fungi; Ascomycota; Dothideomycetes; Mycosphaerellales; Mycosphaerellaceae. Bases 1 to 1065 code for a protein of 354 amino acids. The transcript has a single exon. The record is from RefSeq and is a predicted model, not a curated record.
AUGACGACCUCCAGCACCAGGCUCUUCGAGCCUCUCCAACUCGGCCUAUGCAAACUAUCCCACCGCAUGGUCAUGGGCCCAAUCUCCAGCAACCUGGCCGAUACAAACAACGUCCUAACGCCACCCGCCAUCAAAUACUACAGCGACCGAGCCCAAUACCCAGGCACAUUAAUCAUCGGCGAAGCAGCCUUCAUCAGCGCUCAGGCAGGCGGAACUUCCGAGCUCCGCGCCGCAAUCUGGACAGAGGCUCAGAUCGCUAGCUGGAAGAACGUGGUAUCCGCUGUGCACGCGCAAGGGAGCUUCAUGAUCCUCCAGCUUUGGGCGCUUGGGCGGUCUGCAGAUCCCGAGAUUAAGAAGAGGGAGGGGACGGGGGAUGUGGUGUCGAGUUCUGCGGUGGCGGAGAAGGAGGGAGGUGUGGUGCCGAGGGCGUUGAGGGAGGAGGAGAUAUGGCAGUAUGUGAAAGAGUAUGCCGAGGCGGCGAGGACGGCGGUGGAGGUUUGUGGGUUUGAUGGGGUGGAGUUGCAUGGUGGGAAUGCGAGUUUGAUUGACCAGUUUACUCAGAGCUGUGUUAAUCAGAGGAAUGAUCAAUGGGGAGGCAGUGUUGAGAAUCGGUCGAGGUUCGCGCUGGAGAUUACGAAAGCUGUUUGUCAAGCUGUGGGGGUGGACAGAGUUGGGUUCAGGGUCACUCCCUGGAGUACGUACCAAGGUAUGGGUAUGGAAAGUAAUGCUACGAUAGAGCAGUUCAGCGAUCUACUGCGCGGCUUGAAGGCAUUGGGCAUUUCCUACCUGCACUUCGUGGAGAGCAGAAUAGCGGGUAGGGUGGAUGUCGAAGCUGGGGAGUCGUUGGAGCCAUUUACUGAGCUCUGGGGCGAGGCGAAGCCUUUCGUGAUCGCUGGAGGGUAUACGCCUGAGACUGCGAGGACUGCGGUCGAUAAGGAGUAUCGAGGGAAGGAUGUUGCGAUAGUGUUCGGUCGGGCAUUCGUCAAUAAUCCGGAUUUGGUGCAGAGAGUGAAGAGUGGCCAGGAACUUGUUGAGAACAAGGCAUGGACAGCAUGGGCUGGUUGA